GCUCAUUUUCUUUGCUCUUUCACACCGAGCAUUCCGAAUCAUACAAACAUGUCCGACAUGUCGGAAAAGAGGGCUCACCAAACCCUCGAUCAGAGCUCAAUGAUCAAUCUAAACUCUUCAUGGACGAGCUAUAAAGGAGCUUGGUCUACUACUAUAUUUAUCAUCGUCGCACUCAAGAUGUUGUUUUCUAUCAUACCUGGUAUUACACCGGAGGCCAGUUGGACGUUAACCAACGUUGUAUUCAACAUGGGUCACUUCAUUAUGUUCCAUUGGGUACAAGGUAUUCCAUUCGAAAAUAACCAAGGCGCUUACGAUGGCCUUACGCUAUGGGAACAAAUAGACGGAGGUGUUCAGUUUACAGAUACGAGAAAGUUUUUCACGGCUGUUCCAAUCUUGCUAUUCCUUUUGAGUACCCAUUACACGCAUUAUGAUAUGGUGACCUUUGCCAUCAACUUCUCGGUCCUUUUGGUGGUCUUGGUCGCCAAGUUGCCUGCCAUGCAUAAAGUACGAGUAUUCGGCAUCAACAAGAUGGAUGAGGAUAUGGAUUAAUCAUGCCCUACGGUCCCCUUUUCUUUUAUUAUUAUUCUACUCUCUUUCAAAUAGCCUCACUCCCUGGUAUUUUCCUCGCCCACUCCCCCCCAUCUUUUACGCUGCAUUGCCUCUCUUUGGUUGAUGGUUUUUUUUUUCACUUUUUAAAAUAUAGCACGGUUGAUUUUGCAUGCUCUGUCUUAUAUUAAGUGUGUUGGGUCCACGUGCAGG
Molecule: messenger RNA, 759 nt
Organism: Umbelopsis ramanniana AG
Lineage: Eukaryota; Fungi; Mucoromycota; Umbelopsidomycetes; Umbelopsidales; Umbelopsidaceae
Exons: 4
Coding region: 49-549 (166 amino acids)
Biological process (GO): negative regulation of ceramide biosynthetic process; ceramide metabolic process; intracellular sphingolipid homeostasis
Cellular component (GO): endoplasmic reticulum membrane
Source: RefSeq, a predicted model, not a curated record